Bradysia coprophila is the source of this 2719-nucleotide messenger RNA. Its product is annotated as zinc finger-containing ubiquitin peptidase 1-like. The record is from RefSeq and is a predicted model, not a curated record. Lineage: Eukaryota; Metazoa; Arthropoda; Insecta; Diptera; Sciaridae. Gene Ontology annotation, molecular function: ubiquitin-like protein peptidase activity.
UACUAUUGCACCAAUGCAGAUCUCAUAAUAAUUUUGCUGUCACCCAACAAUGGCUCAACAGAAAUUUUUGUUUUCUUACAACUUAAAAGCAGUGAUACAUAUACAAAAUUGAUAGGUUUUUGCAGCUCAGAAUUCUUCGAAGUUCAUGUGAUAAAUUUGGUGAAACAAAUUAUUAAAAGAGGUGUAAAUGGCAGAAAAUCAUCCCCACAUUGAUCUGUCACCAUCCAUAGAACACUCAUGUGAAAUAUGCGGUGUGUCUGGACUAACCGACGAUUCUAUGCGAGAGCACACAAGACAAUAUCACGUUGAAGGAAGUGCUUUCUGUCCGUUUUGCGGUAUGGGUGGAGUUGAUGGCGCAGAACUUUUGCUGCACGUUAAUCAGGCCCAUCUGGACUACCUAACGCCGGAGAAUGAACUGAUGAGCUUCAUAGACGAUCAAAGUCCGAGUUCUUAUUUCAGUGUGGAUGGUGAUUCGGGUGACUCAAUGUCCGAAUGUCGUGGACUGUCGCCCAGUAUAACUGAAGUGCCAGGAAUCGAAAAGAUGAACGGAAUCGCUCACUCAAAUUUGAAUCACAAUCAAACAAACGGUCGCAACGCGAAAACAGUGAAUGAUCAUUACCAAAACGGUUUGAAAAGCUCAUCAGCCACAACGUCUGGUCAUUCCAAAAGUCAUUUGAGUCAUUGCGACUCGUGUUCAAGUAGUAGUGGUUCAAGUAGUUCAAAUGCUAAAUCGAAAAAUGGCGACCAAAAAGUCUGUGAUAUGAGUAGCGGGAAUAAGGAAUUCUCCAACGGGUUUGCUACAUCGAAUGGUAGUCAAGGCUCGCCACUACGGUCACAGUUGGGUUUAAAUUUAAAGAGCAAUGCUCCAGCGACAAGUAUGCAAAGUCCGAUGCAGUGUCCCAUAUGUCCAUACACUUCCGAGAGUGCUAGUAUUUUAGAGGAACACAUUAACCGAUCCCAUUUUGAUCCAUUGAGUCCAUCAGUUGUGAUUAGUUCAAAUCAUUCAGACACAUUAACCGCCCUCGCGUGUCCAAUUUGUGGCCGUGCCUUCGAAUCGUCGUCUGACUUAGAGCUACAUGUCAACAUUGAACAUAGAGAUAUUUUGAGUCCUGCUCGUAUCGAUAAGCCAACCACAAAUGGUUCUGUAAGGAGCAUGUGUCCCGUGUGUUGUAUGUCCCUAGAUAACAUGAAGACCGACGAAAUGGAAUUACAUAUUGAGAAGCACUUUGCCAAAAGUCCCGUUAAAAAGAAGACGGAACCGGAUCUGGAAAAAGAAGCUCAGAAGUUACGCGAACAGCGAGAAUUUGAAAUGCUGCGAGCUCAAUAUGGCAUGGACGAUCAAGGUAAUUUUCGCGAACAGUCCUCCAGUCAAAUGCAACGGGCAGUGUACGCAGGAGAAAUGAGUGUUGCCGAUUAUUAUGAACGACAAGUUGGUUUACGAGCAGCCGAAUCGCAUGGCAUUGACGAUGGCACGUCAUGCACAAAAUCAGUAGCACCUCGUGUGUUGUCGUUGUCUUCUUCUGCUCCUGGAGUUAUAAAGUCAUUGCUGUGCUCAAGUGUAGAUCACUAUGGGAGUUCAUAUGGAGAUAAGGGAUGGGGUUGUGGUUACAGAAAUCUACAGAUGCUAUUGUCCUCGUUGCUACAAAAUACAACAUACAACGAGGCUAUAUAUUCAGCGUGGGGAACACAUGGUCCAUCUCGGACGGCAAUGCCGAGCAUAUCACGUUUACAAAAAAUGGUUGAAGCAGCUUGGACAAGAGGAUUCGAUGUGCAAGGUUCCGAGCAGUUGGGGUGCAAGUUACACAAUACAAGAAAAUGGAUCGGUGCUACGGAGGUGGUUACCGUACUGUCAUGGCUGCGAAUCCAUUGUCAGCUCAUCGAUUUUCACCGACCCACAUCGCCUGACGGACGGCACACGUCAUUAUUCAAUUGGGUGUUAAAAUAUUUCUCCGAGUCCAAAAACCACACACCGCCACUAUACUUACAACAUCAAGGUCACUCGAGAACCAUCAUCGGAAUUGAACAGCGUACAAAUCACGAGCUAACAUUGCUUAUUCUUGAUCCAAGUCACGGUCCGAGACAAGUAGCGGCGCUGGGCUCAUCACAAGAUUCCCUCAGACUGAUACGCCGAGGACCAGCUGCUAUGCGUGCACCACAAUAUCAAAUUGUUGCUGUUCGAGGGCUGAUCGAUACAGAGGAACAAUAUCAAGCCAGUAAAGUUUUGCGUUCAUUAAGAAUUCCUGCAGAUUGUUGACGAGAAUUGAAAGCGUUUAGUCCAAUGCUAUUGUUACGUUUAUUUAAUUCUAAUUAUGUCGCAGCAAUAAUUUCGUAAUUAUAAAUUAAAACACAAUAGUUUAGGUAGAAUCGUAUGUUUCGUUCAUUUUUCAACAUUCAGACCACCCAUAGAUUUGUAUAAAAAACGAACAAUUUAGAAUGCGGUUAUAUCAUAAAUUUCAAAUUCGACAUCAUAGAAUUCAAAUUUUGUUUUGUUUUUAAUUUAGAUCGUCUAGUCCCUUUCGGAACUUUAAUUAUUAUAUUAUGUACACCAUAGUUUCGAAACUUUUACUAAUUGUUGAAUUAUUUUCGAUUUGUUAGACUAUAAAAGUAAUAAAAUUGCAUUUUUUGUAAUACUGCCAUCCAUGAAACGUAACAUACAUUUACUCAACGCACUUCAAGCAUGAGUGGUACUCUAAAUAGAAUAAUGAACCUGGACAGUAUA